Messenger RNA from Neltuma alba, 2040 nucleotides. Its product is annotated as polypyrimidine tract-binding protein homolog 2. The record is from RefSeq and is a predicted model, not a curated record. Lineage: Eukaryota; Viridiplantae; Streptophyta; Magnoliopsida; Fabales; Fabaceae. Gene Ontology annotation, molecular function: RNA binding. The transcript is spliced from 12 exons. The coding region runs from base 158 to 1522 and encodes 454 amino acids.
CUGUGGCAACGUCGAAACGAUCCUUUCCUUCCUUGACCCUUCUCUCUUUCUCAUCGUACUAGGAGUUUGCGUCUUCUCGGAACCCUAAUCUGGGCAAUACCGCGCACAUCGGGCAUCUCUUCUUCCGAUUCUUUCAGGCUCAGGAUUAUCAUCUGAAAUGGCAUCAGUGUCUAGUCAACCACAGUUCCGGUACACGCAGCCUCCAUCCAAGGUGCUUCAUUUAAGAAACUUGCCGUGGGAGUGCACAGAAGAAGAACUGAUUGAACUUGGGAAACCAUUUGGUAAAGUUGUGAACACAAAGUGCAAUGUUGGUGCAAAUCGGAAUCAAGCUUUUAUCGAAUUUGCAGAUCUGAAUCAAGCCAUUGCAAUGAUAUCAUAUUAUGCAUCAUCCUCGGAGCCUGCUCAAGUACGGGGAAAAACUGUGUAUCUACAAUAUUCUAAUAGGCAAGAAAUAGUAAAUAACAAAACUGCUGCUGAUGUUGCUGGAAAUGUACUGUUGGUAACAAUUGAGGGUGCUGAUGCACGCCUUGUCAGCAUUGAUGUUUUGCACUUGAAGUGGGGGAAAUUUUAUGUAUUUUCAGCCUUUGGAUUUGUACAUAAGAUUACUACCUUUGAAAAGACAGCAGGAUUCCAGGCCCUGGUGCAAUUUUCAGAUGCAGAGACAGCCACUUCCGCAAAGGAUGCUUUGGAUGGUAGAAGCAUACCUAGGUACCUGCUUCCUGAGCACGUGGGACCAUGUAACCUCAGAAUUACGUAUUCUGGACAUACAGAUUUAAGUGUUAAGUUCCAAAGCCACAGGAGCAGAGACUACACAAAUCCUUACCUUCCUGUUGCUUCGUCAGCCAUAGAUGGAAGUGGACAGUUUGGUGUGGGUUUGGAUGGGAAAAAGCUAGAGCCUGAGAGUAAUGUUCUUCUUGCAUCUAUUGAAAACAUGCAGUAUGCAGUAACCUUGGAUGUCUUGCACAUGGUUUUUUCUGCUUUUGGGCCUGUCCAAAAGAUUGCAAUGUUUGACAAGAAUGGUGGUUUACAGGCUCUGAUUCAAUACCCAGACGUACAGACUGCUGUUGUGGCCAAGGAAGCCUUGGAAGGCCACUGCAUUUAUGAUGGGGGGUUUUGCAAGCUACACAUCUCAUAUUCGCGUCAUACUGAUCUUAGCAUAAAGGUUAAUAAUGAUAGGAGCAGAGAUUAUACCAUUCCUAAUGCACCACCAGUUGUGGACGCCCAGCCCCCUAUAUUGGGGCAACAUCCGGUCCCUGUGGGAGGUCAUGCUGUUCAAUACAAUGGGGUUCAGUAUGCUGCAGGCCCUGAGCAGCCUGUGAUGCACCAGCCUCAGGCCGGAUGGGCUACAUCCGCUGCUCCAGCGGGACCUCAAUCUAUGCCGCCACAUAUGCAGAAUAAUCAUUACAUGCCACCUGGCUCCAUGCCGCCUCCGAUGGCCCCUGGAAUGGUGCAAUAUCCAAGCCAUAGUUCAGUCCCACCUACAUCAACAAUGCCUGCCUAUGGAUCUGGUCACAUCCGAUAGUAUGUCUCUCACAUGAACCUCAAGUAAACGCAGAACUAGAGCUCUGAAUUUUGGGUUCAACUGCCCUGCACUGGCCUGACAUGAUUAUGAGUCCGCGUAGGCCGCGUUUUAUCUGCCCCUCUUCGUUUUUCCUUUUUCUCUCUUCUCUCCUUAUCUCUCGUUGCUUUUGAGAUUUGGGAGUUCUGUAAGCAAUUGGUGUGGACCUUCUAGUUGACUCACAAAUGACAUACCAUGGAACAAGUUCAUUUUUAAUUUAUUUUCCUCCCGUCCGCUGCCCUUAUAAUUUCAAAACUCAAAGUUCAAUGACGUGAUAUGUAGCCAAGAAUUAUUAUCAGUCUUUCUUUUGGGUGGAUUUUUUUGGUAGCUGAAUGAUGUGAAAGCAGUUUGUCCGAGUGUUAAAACAGUUUAUGGGAUGGGGUUGUCAGCGAGGUUUGUUUAUACUUAAUCAGAAAUUGUGUAUAUAUCCCUAUUGUUCUACAUUAUUAAACUUGCUUCCGCUUCUAGGAUUUUUCAAGGAA